AGAUUACAGCUUGAACUGGACCCCAUUAGUUAUAGGACACUGAAACCCAAUACAGACUGGACAGGAAUCUCAGAGAACCUUGCAGCGUCCUUCAGCUUAACUUAUUUUAUUUAAAUGAGGCGUUUUUUAUUUUAUUUUAUUUUUUAAAAUGUUUUGGUGUUUUUUUUUAUCCUGUGUUUCUUGAGAUGGAUUACUUGUCAGGAAUGUCUAUUCUGAAAGAAAGCAGAAUUUUAUGAACAUCAUUUACUUUUUGUUUUGUUUUUUUCUCAUAACCUUCCUUUUACUUUUCAACAUUGUAUGUUAUCUUUGUGCAAACCUUCCCAUCUAUUUUGGAUAAGUAUUAUCCAGCUUGGCUUAUUUCUCAAGUGAGCAUCAGUAUCACAUCUCUCCUCUGGCUCUGCACCCGUAAUAGAAACACGGAUCGCUUUCGCAGACUUGACACUGUUGACUGCUGGGCGCUCGUUUCUCCUGCGUUGUUGCGCCAACUUUUUGCAUAACUUUCUUAACUUUCCACGAUAAUCUAAAAGAAAAAAAAAGAGAGAGGGAAGAACGGGCUGAAAUGCUUGCCGUCUCCAUGGCUUUUCUUAUAUUCCCCGCUGCGCUCCUCGUAGCCGCGCAAAGCGUCGGGGAGCUUCAAGGCCUCCACUCCCACGGAGGAAGCGCAGACUUCGAGCAACCAGACCCAUGUCUGACUAUAUAUCCACCAUGUUUGAGUGAGGCUGAUCUUUACAGCCUGGAGGCUCUGCGUAGCAUCCACCAGAUGAUGGAUGAUGACCAAGAUGGUGGGAUCGAAGUGGAGGAGAGCAUGGAGUUUAUCAUUGAAGACAUGAAGCAGCAGCAGACCCACAAACAUAGCAACCUGCACAGAGAAGACCAGCACAUUACAGUGGAGGAACUGUGGAGGGGCUGGAAGUCAUCUGAAGUGCACAACUGGACACUAGAUGAUGUUCUGCGCUGGCUGAAAGACUUUGUCGAGCUGCCGCAGUAUGAACGAAAUUUUAAGGAUUUUAAGGUUAACGGCAACACCCUUCCCAGGAUUGCAGCAAAUGAGCCUUCGUUCCUGAGUACCCAGUUAAAGGUUCUGGACCAGAGAGACAAACAGAAGCUCAACAUCAAAGCUUUAGAUGUUGUGCUGUUUGGACCACCUACACGCCCCCCUCAUAACUAUAUGAAGGACCUGCUGCUGAUUGUGUCAGUGGUGAUGGGAAUAGGCGGCUGCUGGUUUGCUCAGGCCCAAAAUAAAGCCAGCAAGUUUCACGUCGCCAAAAUGAUGAAAGAUUUAGAAAGUCUUCAGAGGGCAGAACAGAGCCUCAUGGACCUACAGGAACAACUGGAGAGGGCUCAGGAAGAAAAACGAAAUGUGGCGGUGGAAAAACAAUACCUGGAGGAGAAGAUGAGAGAUGAGAUUAUUGGAGCUCAGGAAGAAGCUCAUCGUCUUCAUGAACUGAGACAGGGAGCCGUUAGUGAGCUCAGCCGCCUACGGUAUGCAGAGGAAGAGCUGGAACAGGUUCGUGGAGCACUAAAGCAGGCUGAGAAGGAGAUGAUAGCCAGCUGGACUGUCUCAGGCGCCCUUCAGCAAUGGCUUCAGCUUACACAUGAGGUGGAGGUUAAGUACUACAAUGUUAAAAAGCACAGCGCAGAGCUACAAUUAGCAGCUGCCAAGGAAGAGGCAGAGAGAAUCAAGAGGAAGAGGAAUUCUAUUCUGGGCACUUUCCAAAUGGCCCACAGCUCUUCUCUUGACCACGUUGAUCACAAGAUCAUGGAAGCAAAGCAGGCAUUGUCUGAAGUAACAGCUUGUCUGCGAGAGCGCCUUCACCGCUGGCAGCAGAUUGAGCUCCUCUGUGGAUUUCCCAUUAUGAGAAAUCCUGGACUAACAAACCUCACAGCUCAACUCUACUCCGACACAACCGCAGUGGGGUUCCCGCGAGUAUCACAGUCUUCCUGUUCAUGUCACAGCUCUGUUCAAGGCUCAAUAGAAGAUCUUUUAGAUGAGCCUGCUGCUUCUAUUAUACCCCAGAUGCCUGUUCAAAUUCCACCUAUUAAGCGCUCUCCUCGUCUUCGUGGAUCCACCAUCUGUAGGGCACGUCGUCCUGGAGUCAUCCCUCCACAACAGCCUUCCAUGAUUUCCUCAGAUCCUGACAUCCUGAUCCCUAUCAGAGCCCCUUACUCUUCCUAUGAUGAAGGAGAUGAGCUUCACCAUAAAACCCUUAAAAAACAAGAUUCACAAGAGAAAUUCUUAGACGCAGAGUUUAUAACAUCCUCAACUCACAGCAAAAUGUUUUCUAGUCCUACGUCUCUUGAUGCCUCAUCUAGAAGAUUCUAUCAUGAUGAAGCUGAGCUCCUAGCAGACAGCCAAAUGACUAGGCCUCUGUGUGAACAAGUAGAAGCUCUUUCUGAGUUUGCACUUCCCAAAAUGUCUGAGGGAGAGCUUGAUACUCCUGUAGAUGUGAAUGUUCCUUGCAAGAAGAUGACGAAAGACAAAACCGGUGGUUCUACUUUGGAAACCGCUUCUUGUAAGAUCUCUAACCAGGACUCUCAUGGAAAUACUGCACCUAAGAAGAUAUCCAGACAGAAGAGUGAAGUUUCAAUGGGUGCCGCAUUAAAGCAGGGCAUUUCUCAUGAUUUAGAGAUCACACCUAUAAAAACCGAGAAAGGUACUGCUGAGGAUUUGAUGGAGGUUCCUUUCAGGAGUCUUUACAAGGAAAGACAUGACUUAGAGCCACUGGAGAUGAUAAAGAUUCUCCGGCCAGAGUUAGAAGCAUCAUCAGAAACACAUAGGAUAAUGUCAAGGGAUGUAGUUGAGACUUCCAUAAAUAGAAAGAAAAUUAGAGAAGAUGCUGAACGCCUGUUUGAAUCUAGAAGAAUUACAAGGAAUUCAAUGGGAAUGUCCUUAGACACAGCCUCUAGGAAGCUUCAGCUGAAUACAGGAGACCAUCACUAUGAACCGUCUCCAAUGGCUGUACCAAAGGAUAAAGUAGCUGAGACAGCUAUAAAACCACAGAGGAAGAUUUCUCGAGAUGAACUGGAAUAUUUUUCAGACCCCAGAGAGACCAUAGAUGCCUUUAGGGAUCCACAAGAGUUUAGUCUAGAGUCUUCAAAAGGCCAAGGAAUAAAGAGAGAUGAAGCUGAGAUGUCUGCUGGUUCCUUAAGAAGGAGAAUAGCUGGAAUACCAAGAAGUGAUACCAGUUCAACAGAUGCCUUCACUGAAAACAUCUCCUGGGAUCGAGUUAAUACUCCAGCUGAUAUGCAAAAACAUCUAACCCUGAGGGAGGACUUUGGAGGAUAUGAAUCAAGCUCUUUACCAUGUCGUAUUGGACAGCCAGAUCUCAUGCUAACAUCCCAAGGUCCAUGGCAGUCCUCCUCAGACCUCUAUACUGCUGGUCCUCUGAGCCAACUUGUGUACGAUGGAAUCCUUGAGAAAUCAUGCAGCUCCAUGGCCUCUCUGCAUACGUCUCUCUCAGCCUCUACUCCAAACCUUCCACAAGGCAGGCUGCCAGCUGACUUGGAGUCACCGCUUCCUCCUCCAAAAGCUGUUCACCCAUCUCUUUUAUCACUCCCUGAUAGCGGAGAUGAAAAGAACAAAGAUAAGGAUAAAAACAAGAAAACUCUAAAGCUGAAAAACCUUUUUAAAAAGAAAAAUGAGUCAAACCCAGAAAAGUCUCACAGCGGUCUUCAGAAACUCUGACAACCUACAGUCAUUUUCCCCUAGCCUGAGGUUUAUUUUCAGAUAUUAAAGCUUCGGCGUAUGUUUGAGUUGAUUUUCUGCCUAAGUAAGGUUAUAAAA
This is a messenger RNA of Cyprinodon tularosa, 3784 nucleotides long. RefSeq names its product stromal interaction molecule 2-like. Gene Ontology annotation, biological process: intracellular calcium ion homeostasis; store-operated calcium entry; activation of store-operated calcium channel activity. The transcript is spliced from 12 exons. Gene Ontology annotation, cellular component: plasma membrane; endoplasmic reticulum. Bases 560 to 3685 code for a protein of 1041 amino acids. Gene Ontology annotation, molecular function: calcium channel regulator activity; calcium ion binding; protein binding. The record is from RefSeq and is a predicted model, not a curated record. Lineage: Eukaryota; Metazoa; Chordata; Actinopteri; Cyprinodontiformes; Cyprinodontidae.